AGUGUUUAACGUCUGUGUUCAUGCUGCUGUCUGCUUAUUUAUCGGCAUAUUUACUACCGACAUUUCAUUAUUGCCGUCACCGUUAUUUUUUUUAUUGAACAUUAUCCAAAAAUAACCAUGAAUUCUUUAGUAUCUUCUGAACGUAUUAACUUGAAGGUUCUCGGACAAGAUAAUUGGUUAAUACAAUUUAAAAUUAGAAAAAAUACUCAAUUAAGAAAGUUGAUGAAUGCGUACUGUGAAAAAACUGGUCUUGCUUACAACUCAGUAAGAUUUCGAUUCGAUGGACGAUCGGUUAACGAGAUUGAUACGGCAGCUUCUUUAAAUCUUGAAGAAGGUGAUACAAUUGAAGUGUUCCAACAGCAAACUGGUGGUUGUUGUUUUUAAAAUGUGUAAAAUGCUAUUAUAAUAGUAUUGUGAUUAUGAUACAAUCAAUAUGGUUCU
Messenger RNA from Rhopalosiphum maidis (corn leaf aphid), 441 nucleotides. Its product is annotated as small ubiquitin-related modifier 3-like. Gene Ontology annotation, cellular component: nucleus. Gene Ontology annotation, biological process: protein sumoylation. Gene Ontology annotation, molecular function: ubiquitin-like protein ligase binding; protein tag activity. The record is from RefSeq and is a predicted model, not a curated record. NCBI's taxonomy places the organism in Eukaryota, Metazoa, Arthropoda, Insecta, Hemiptera, Aphididae. The transcript has 3 exons. The coding region runs from base 118 to 384 and encodes 88 amino acids.